AUGGAAACCCGUGAGGUCCCCCGCGAGGGUCAGUCCGAGCAAGGCCCACCGGGGCGCCGGGAGGAAGCCGAAAGCCCGAACCGGGGGGCGUUCAAAGGCAGCGGAGAGUUUGCACGUGGGGAUCCUGUGCAAUCGAGCCGGGGAUCCGAAGAGGGGCUUCAGAUCCGACCUCGGUUCGCUGCCUGGCUGGAGCUGUUGUGCAAGUUCACUGAGUCAUCGGGUCCUGCCAGCGCCACCGUUGUCUGGCGACGGGUCGGAUCUCCCUCCCGACAGCCAUUUUGCAGACGCCCAAGCCCCCGAGGCAGCCAUUUCCCGCAAGCCCCGGUGGCUGUCAGAAGCCCCAGAGGAUGUGCUGCCCGCGGGGCUGCUGCGGCCCCCUCGGGUCCCUGGCCAGGCGCAGCCAGACCCGGGGCCCGUUCCGCCAGGCAGCAGAGGGGCUGGAGGCAAUUCUCUGCUCUCACGGAGGUGCUUUUCCAAUUCCUGCGAGAACCAAAACAGGUGGAGAGAUUUCUAGCUCAGCUUUCUGAGUUUGCCGCGGGGAAUAAAAUCAGCCUGGGCCCCUUGAAAAACAUUGUCAAAAGCCUCCUGCUGGUGCCCAAUGGUGCCUUAAAGAGGACUCUGUCUGCCGAACAAGUCAGAGCAGAUCUUAUCACCCUGGGGCUCAGCGAGGAAAAGGCCAGGUAUUUCGAAGAACAGUGGAAGGAAAAUUCUCCAGCCCUCUCGCAACUGGCCGUGGGGCAGACGUUGAUGGUUAACCAGCUAAUAGACAUGGAGUGGAAAUUUGGAGUUACGGCAGGGAGCAGCGAGCUGGAGAAAGUGGGAAGCAUCUUCCUGCAGCUGAAAUUGGUGGUUAAGAAAGGCAGCCAGGUGGAACCAGUGUACCUGGAAUUGACACUGCCCCAGUUUUACAGCUUUCUUCACGAGAUGGAAAGGAUUAAGACAAUCUUGGAGAGCCUCAGCUGA
Messenger RNA from Python bivittatus (Burmese python), 963 nucleotides. NCBI's taxonomy places the organism in Eukaryota, Metazoa, Chordata, Lepidosauria, Squamata, Pythonidae. The record is from RefSeq and is a predicted model, not a curated record.